AUGGGUCGUGAGCCGGUAGCGAUACCGCUUGAGAAUGCUGUUGGCGAUGGAGCGACGUUAGAUGCAGAUUUCGAAUACAUAAGUGCCGUUACGGAUUGUGAUGCGUUUCAAACACAUAUCGAUUUCUCACUGGCGUGUCGCUGCACAGACAAUUGUCGGUCAAACUGUCCAUGCCUGGCUCGCUGUACAUAUGACCCCAGCGGACGUUUGAAUAGCCGAGCCUUGGAAUUAGCAGACCGCGGCGAGUUAGGCGUGCUGCUGGAGUGCAGUUCCUGUUGUUUUUGUUCCAGUAAAUGCAAAUCUCGAGUCGCUCAAAGAGGCGUUCACUGCCGAUUGCAGGUUAUUUUUUGCAUGAAUUACCUGCAUGCAUACGGAGUACAUCAUAACAACAUCCCUUGUUUCUCGUUCUCUCACUGUUUCUGCGUAAAUGUGCGUUCAAGUAAUUUAGAUCAGAAAGUUUUGAUGCUAGAAGUACGAAAUUCUGAGAGCACAAUCCCCAACUGUAUACGCGGUUGA
Gongylonema pulchrum is the source of this 516-nucleotide messenger RNA. The record is from the annotation of a GenBank genome assembly. Lineage: Eukaryota; Metazoa; Nematoda; Chromadorea; Rhabditida; Gongylonematidae.